AUGAGGCCUGGCUGGGUCCUGGGGGGCCUGAACACGCCCUCCACCUCCCCACAUGGAGCUAACGGGGAAACUGAGGCUCAGGUGGUGGAGCCAGUCUUGAUCCCAGUACCUGGUCCCUCCCAGUCCCACCUCCCACUGGCAGUCUGGGACCCACAGGCACCUUCUGGGCCUCCCUUUGCAGCCCUGCCUGGGGUGUCCUCAGCUGGUCGCGUCUGUGCUGUGGAUCCUGGCCUGUGGCCCCUGCUGCUGAGCAGAUGUGGAGACCAUGCUCAGUUGAACUUUGACCUGGACCGGGGCAUGUUUCCAGUGGUCAUCCAGGCCGUGGUGGAUGAAGGAGACGUUGUGGAAGUGACCGGCCACGCCCACGUGCUCUUAGCCGCCUUUGAAAAGCAUGUUGACGGCAGCUUCUCUGUGAAACCUUUAAAGCAGAAGCAAAUUGUAAGUCUGGUAGAAGAAAUAUUGUGGCCCCUUUUGAUUUAAAAGACACACACACGCACGCACACACACACACACACGUCUCACUCUGCAGAGUCAUCGUCUGGGCUCUGGGAAAUCCGGCUCUGCCUCCUCGGGUGCAUGCGUGUGCCCACCGUGUCCCAGUAUUGGCUCGUAGCCCCAAGUCUUGUCUGGCUUGAUACGGAGUGUUUGCGUCCGUAGGGCUGUGUGGGAAAUGCAGCGACUCAGACCACUUCUGAACAUGGUCAGCGUGAGGUCUGACUCUGGUCACUCUUGUGCGGCUAGUGACGGGUGGGUCCAAAGUGGUUUUUCUCUGGGGAGGGGGAUGGCAAGGUGG
Molecule: messenger RNA, 793 nt
Organism: Leptonychotes weddellii (Weddell seal)
Lineage: Eukaryota; Metazoa; Chordata; Mammalia; Carnivora; Phocidae
Source: RefSeq, a predicted model, not a curated record